AUGAGAACCCACGUGAAAGUGGUGUUUGCUGCCUCGCGGGUGAGCGUUCACAAUGGCUGGCACUCGGGCGCCCUGCAACUGCGCCUGGAGUUCCCCGCCGAGCAACAGCUGCGCGUCGCGUGGCUGCGCAGCGCCGAGCUGUGGCUCCACGUGCACGCCGCGGACGGGGGCCCGCGGCUUCCCGACGGCGCGGCGGUGGCCGCCCUGCUGCGCGUCAGGGUCCUCUCGGCCGGCGCCCCCGCCGUCGAGGUGCAGCGGCGCGUCCAGGUCACCGCCGAGGACGCGUGGGUCGCCGUGCCGCUACUCGACGCCAUGCGCGCCGCCCUGCAGAGGGCGGACGGGGCGCUCGCCGUCAGCGUGGAGUGCGACGGCUGCGUCGUGCUGUCGGGUCGGGCCGCGAAAGGUCAAGGCGAGGCCGCCGCCGUCGCCUCCGCCCCUGCUGCUGUUGAUAGCGGCGGCGGUGGCGAGAAGAACGUGGACUUGGCGGAAUUCGGACCGCACGGGUGGCCCUUCCUCCUGCUGCGCAUGGCGUCGUCUCAGGGCGGGAGCCGCACGCGCAGGAGAAGUGUGGAGUGCGACGGCUCGUCCAGCCUGUGCUGCCUCCAGCGCUUCUACGUGGAGUUUCGGAAGAUCAACUGGGGCGACUGGAUCAUCCAGCCGGCGGGUUUCCAGAGCAACUACUGCCAGGGCGAGUGCAGGGCGGCGCAGGUCCUGAACGGCACCAUCUCGGCCUCCUCCCUGCGCAGCGUGAUCAUCAACCAGUACAACCUGCGCGGCCUGGGGUCCGUGGCCGCUAAGACCACCUGCUGCGUGCCCGUCCGCUUCAGCUCGGUGUCCAUGCUCUACUACGACGAUAAGAACAACAUCAUGAAGAAGGACGUGCCAGACAUGGUGGCGGAGGAGUGCGGCUGCAUCUGA
This is a messenger RNA of Lethenteron reissneri (Far Eastern brook lamprey), 918 nucleotides long. Its product is annotated as inhibin beta B chain-like. The record is from RefSeq and is a predicted model, not a curated record. Gene Ontology annotation, molecular function: growth factor activity; cytokine activity. NCBI's taxonomy places the organism in Eukaryota, Metazoa, Chordata, Hyperoartia, Petromyzontiformes, Petromyzontidae. Gene Ontology annotation, cellular component: extracellular region.